AUCUCUAGCCUGAACGGGUCGUUCUGUGGGCAGGCCCACCAUGAUGUCUCUGUUUAUCCAAGCCAUCCAUCCCUUUUCUUGUAUCAUUUUAAGGCAUUGAGAAUAAAAAUAAGGUAGAUCCAACGCUUAAAUGGACCACACCACUUAUUGCUCUUGCAUUUAAUGCAACUGACAUUAAUGCCUUGUGCAUUUAAUGCAACCGAGCUUAUUAUUUGAUGUGGUCCACUUGAGCGUUGUAUCUGCUUCAUUUUUUGAUUAUGCCUUUAAAUGAUUUGAGAAAAGGAAUGGACGGCUCGGAUAAACAGAUACAUCACGGUGAGGCCGCCCACAGAACUACCCGUUUGGUGCUAGAGACGAGCGGGGGAAGGACGCAAUCCGCGUCCGUGGAUCUGAUGAUGAUGGGCCUGGUAAGUUCCAAGUGCCAACACAUCCGGUUUUCUUUUCUCUUCUCGUAAUGGGCUGCACCACAUAGCAGCAUGGCAAUUCUAUGUGCUUCAUCACUGUCUUAAGGUUUGGGAUCACAUCAUAAAAUGACAAGGAAAAAAACAGAUGAACAGCGUGUAUAUACAAAAAGUACAUCAAUGUGGGCCCCACACGGUUAGGGUAACACCAAUGGUAGAUGUUACUGGGGUAACUGCGAAUCCGCUCCCUCCUUCAGUAAGAUCCGUACUCGCUAUUAAAAUAGUUUAUAAAGAUAAGGUAAUGGAGAAAUCUGUGGAUAGAAAGAUGAUCUCCACUAGGUUUCUUCCUUUACUCUUCAUCAUCUUCCUUCUUGCAUUCCUCGGGCCAACAUCCAAACGACACAAAAAUCUCCCACCUGGGCCUCAGCCAUUGCCAAUCCUAGGCAACCUUCUACAGCUUGGAAACAAUCCACAUCUUACAUUGGCCCAGUUGGCCCGAAUCUAUGGCCCACUAAUCUGAUUCUGGCUGGGAGCUAAGCUCCUCAUCGUGGCAUCCUCCCCAUCGGCUGCUGCCGACGUUCUCAAGACCCAAGACCGCCUUCUCUCUGCCCGUGACAUCCCUCACACGUACCGCAUCAAGGAUUACAUCUCAUUCUCCCUGGGGUUCGCAUCUGAGUGCAACGAGAGGUGGAAGGCGCUGCGGACCAUCUGCAAGACCGAGCUCUUCACGACGAGGAUGUUGGAUGUUCAAACCCAUUUGAGAGAGAAGAAAGUGUCGGAGGUGAUUGGGUUUAUAUUCAGUAAAGAAGGAGAGGAGGUGAAGAUCGGCGAAAUGGCAUUCGCUGCAGUUUUCAACACCAUCGGCAAUGUUAUUUUCUCAAGAGAUGUUCUACAGCUGGGGGAUGAUAGUAAGAAUGCUGCUUCUGGGCUGAAGGAUGAUUUUUCGAGACUUCUCCAACUGGGCAUGGUACCGAAUCUGGCAGAUUUCUAUCCGGUGCUCAGGUCCAUGGAUAUUCAGGGACUGAAUCGGGAGGCAACGGUGUUAAACAAAAGGAUAAUUGAUAUAUGGGAAGAGUUCAUUCAAGAAAGGCGAGCGGCAGGCUAUGAUGAUGGUGAUGCCAAGAGUGACUUCUUGGAUGUUUUGCUCUCUGCUGGAUACGAAGAUCUUCCUAUUAAGGCCUUGAUUUCGGACAUGUUUGUUGCAGGGACUGAUACAACCACCACACUGACUGAGUGGACCAUGUCAGAGCUGGCUAGAAAUCCCACAGUGAUGAGAAGAGUCCGCGAUGAAUUGCAAAUGGUUGUCGGUGCCGAGAAAGUGGUGAAAGAGUCCCAUCUCAAUCACCUCAACUAUCUCCAUGCAUGCGUUAAGGAGUCCCUUCGAUUGCACCCACCAGCCCCACUUCUACUCCCGCACCAAGCCCUCGACACAUGUAACUUUAUGAAUUACACCAUCCCAAAGGACUGUAGAGUGAUGGUGAAUGUAUGGGCCAUUGGAAGAGACCCUGGAAUUUGGAAAGAUCCGCUAACAUUUUUGCCAGAGCGGUUUCUAGAGACUAGUGUAGAUUACAAAGGGAACCAUUUUGAGUUCACGCCAUUUGGUGCUGGAAGGAGAAUCUCCCCUGGUUUACCGUUGGCUACUCGUAUGGUUCAGCUUAUUCUCACUUCUUUCAUCCACACAUCUGAAUGGUCGCUUCCACAUGGAAUGCAGCCUGAUGAUCUGAACAUGGAUGAGAAGUUCGGCUUAAUGCUCGAGAGAAAACAUCAGCUAGUGCUCGUUCCCAAAUCAGUGGUUUAGAUUGCUAUCAAAUGUAUUUAUUUGA
Molecule: messenger RNA, 2224 nt
Organism: Magnolia sinica
Lineage: Eukaryota; Viridiplantae; Streptophyta; Magnoliopsida; Magnoliales; Magnoliaceae
Product: (S)-N-methylcoclaurine 3'-hydroxylase isozyme 1-like
Exons: 3
Coding region: 1138-2199 (353 amino acids)
Molecular function (GO): iron ion binding; heme binding; oxidoreductase activity, acting on paired donors, with incorporation or reduction of molecular oxygen
Source: RefSeq, a predicted model, not a curated record